AAUUGUCAUCAAUUGGUUCAUAUAAUUAAUUCAUUAAGCUGGCUGUCAGAACGGUAAUACAACCAGGAUAAUAUCAACCUAAAAAAGUCUAAGUUGUAGGAACUAAUCGAAUCUUUGUCCUUGUCGCAAAUCUCCGCUCUUCGUUUCAUCUCCCAUGCACACACACGCAUAAGUUAUAUAUUCGCGAAAAGCCCGAAAAAUCCAUGAUAGCGAAAUCAUCGCUCGUAAGUAGAAAUAGUACGAGCAAUGUACGGCAGAGUCCGCUAACUCGGCUGGUCAUAUGAUCGUCAUGUGAGCAUCCCACCACCUCGUGAGCGACAAAGACAGACCGACACCCAUCUCCACGAGUGCAAGCGAGACAGAGAGCAGACGACGUCGCCCAGCCGCGCAGAAGCACUGCGGGUCAGCACCACUAACCGAGUAGCAGCAGAAGUAGCGUGCGCUCACGGGACACCUCGACGUCUUGACUGCUGCUACCACUGGGCGUUGACGUCUGCUGACUUGCUUCGCAACUAGCUCGUCGUCGAAAACUCCACGACACUCUCCCCGAUCACCAGGAAGUCUGCGCAAGCUUCCCCUUCGUUUUAAUCUACUCGUCGUAGCUGCCCAGAGGCCAGCGCACAAGCGAGCAACAUGGCUCUCAGCGAUGCUGACGUUCAGAAGCAGAUCAAGCAUAUGAUGGCCUUCAUCGAACAGGAGGCCAAUGAAAAAGCUGAAGAAAUCGAUGCCAAGGCAGAGGAAGAGUUCAACAUUGAAAAGGGACGUCUGGUCCAGCAACAGCGUCUCAAGAUCAUGGAGUAUUACGAGAAGAAGGAAAAGCAAGUUGAAUUGCAAAAGAAAAUUCAAUCGUCUAACAUGCUCAACCAAGCCCGUUUGAAGGUGCUGAAAGUACGCGAGGAUCACGUCAGGAACGUAUUGGAUGAUGCCAGGAAAAAGUUAGGAGAAGUCGCUAGAGAUCAGGGAAAGUAUGCAGAAAUCCUGAAGCUUUUGAUCACUCAAGGACUUUACCAGCUCAUUGAGUUGAACGUAGUAGUCAGGGCACGACAAGCCGAUCAUGAUUUGAUUGAAUCAUUGAUGCCAGCGAUUCAGCAAGAAUAUAAAAAUGUUGCCAAAAAGGAAGUUCACUUGAAGAUGGAUACAGACAACUUCUUGCCUCCUGACAGCUGUGGAGGAGUAGAAUUGCUAGCCGCAAAAGGACGUAUAAAGAUCGUCAAUACGUUGGAGAACCGACUGGAGCUGAUUGCUCAACAACUUGUUCCCGAAAUCCGUACAGCGCUCUUUGGCAGAAAUGCUAAUCGCCGAUUCACCGACUAAAUUCGCGAGCGCGCUAGACGCGCCGAAACAUUCCCGUAUUACAUCGCGUUCCGUGCAUCUGUAUACAGUUUGAAAGUGAAACCACGUUAUUUUUAUGCACGUGCUAAGAUACAAGUUUUAUCGUACUAAAAGAAACGCGAUUAGUCUUUAUUGUUAUUCAUCGUGUAUUAUAGCACGUAAGUUUUCUCCGCUUUAGUAUUUUCAUCGUUUAAAUUUGGAUAUAGGAUAUAACAUAAGGGCCUCUGUUAUGCAUCUACGAUCUGUUUCAGAGAAAUUAAAAGUUGUAAAAAAAAAGUUGAAGAAGAAAGCUUCCUAGUGUUUUUGCCCUCUGUAUUUCAUUGUAAAUCUGUUGUUGUUCGAUUGAUUAAAAAAAACACAAUACUCUUGGUGGAAUGUUGUUUCUUUGUACAUAAAGCAAUUAUAACAAAAUUAACAACAACAAUGAUGUAAUAAUAAUAAUUAAUAAUAAUAAAAAUCGUAAUUUACGACAAUAUAAUGUUGCUGUCAUUUCUUCAAAAUAUAUAGGAACUGACAUAGAAUGUUUAAAAACUCAUUUUGUCCGUUUGUAUAUACUGUAAGCUUGUUCAUAAUAUAUAUAUAUAUAUAGUAACAUAAAAAUAUUACAUAGUCAACGCUUGAGCGCAUGCAGCAUACUGUAAAGCAUUACAAACUAAAUAAGGACAAAAGGGUAGAUAUGUUUAGCGUAAAAUACAUUCAACAACGCGCGGCAUUCGACACAAUCGUCGCGCCGUUUAUACAUUUGUUAACGGCUCACAGAGUAAUAUAUGUACACAUUAACAUUGCUGGAUAUAACCCAGUAAUAACAAGACGACAAUAAAGGAGACAGUAGAACGGAA
Molecule: messenger RNA, 2171 nt
Organism: Nasonia vitripennis (jewel wasp)
Lineage: Eukaryota; Metazoa; Arthropoda; Insecta; Hymenoptera; Pteromalidae
Gene: Vha26
Product: V-type proton ATPase subunit E
Exons: 5
Coding region: 634-1314 (226 amino acids)
Biological process (GO): proton transmembrane transport
Cellular component (GO): proton-transporting two-sector ATPase complex, catalytic domain
Molecular function (GO): proton-transporting ATPase activity, rotational mechanism
Source: RefSeq, a predicted model, not a curated record